CUCUGUUACCCUGAUAGCGGUUUAUCUCUAGAGACACACAGGGGUUCAAGUCCGCACACCAAUGGUGCUUAGUGGACAUCGGUAUCACACAGGAUAUCAGCUGAAUCAUGAAGGUCCUAGUGUUGAUAUGUUUCUGUGGUAUGAUGCGGCAUGUUACAUCUCAAUGUUUUCCAACCCCAAACGUCACUCCAGGACCAAAUGAUCCCCAAUUACCAACGUUGCCCUCAGAAUUUCAAACACGUGUAGAGGCUAACAUCCAAGACAAGGGAUUCACGGUGACGGCUGAGGAGUAUUUCAGUACUUUAGAUAAAAGAGCUACAGUGAAACUCAUUCGAGACGGGGAUAUCACUACACUUCUGUUUGACUACGCAAACAAUCAGCUUUUCUACGUUAAAGAUAAUAAAUGCCAGAUUGGCAAUCUGUCGUCAGACAUCAAUACCAUGCUGUUUGGAGAUGAUAUGAUUAAAGGAAUACCGCACAUAGUGACGACGAAUGCAGCGUUACAUUUCCUUAAAUCAAGCGGUCAGGUAUACAAGGGUCAAGCCAUGGUGCGGGGUAUAACAACUGACCACUGGCAGACAUGUCUUCAGUGGCCGAAACUUAACUCCACCUUCGUUCUAGAUUACUACUUUACAGCGUCGACAUGGAGUGAUCCUGUAGCAUUUCCUCAAAUCCCCGUCAGAGCUGUAACUGCCGGUAUUCAGACACUAUCUACUGGUCAGGCGGUCCAGUUUAACCACACGUACGAAUAUUUUGACUUCCGUCCUGAGAUCAUGGAAGACGAUGUCAUAUUUGAGACCCCGCCCGGCGUCAUUUGUUUUGGGCGAGUGAGCACGAAACCCAUUCCUCAACUAUCUACCAAGUACCACUACCGUUCUGAGAUCAUCACCUCCGUACAGGAUAGCAUCGUCUCAACAGACGUGUGGUAUGACGAUGAUUACAAAUUAGUUCGUUAUGACUAUAAAAAUUUGAGCCCGAUACCGCCUACCUAUACCUUGAACCCACUGUCAGAAGUCCAUGAUUUCAACACGGGCCUCAGGUACAUCCGGGAUCAGGUGACCGGAAACUGUACAAUCCUACCAAUUGGCAACACAUCCUUUGACUCUUUUGAAGCCCAGGGUUCGUUUUCUGCAAAUAAUAGUUAUGUAGUACACAUGAAAAAUCCGAUGCAGCUCUUCUAUCUGGAUAAUUCAUAUACCUAUGUUGGUAUGAGAAAAGCCCGUGGAGUUGUAUGUAAUGUGUUCUCAACAUUCCGUACCGACUACCUUUAUGCUGGACAGAAAACCAAUGCUACGUUUGAAUAUUACUUUCUGUCGGAUGUGUAUACAGAACAUCCCGACGAUGGAGAUACCGACCCUCAUGACAUUCCCUACAUGCUACUGGUCAAUGUUGUGUCGUUUGGAGAGGCACUUCCAGACUUCACGAUAACAUACAACUUCCUAGACUUUGACAAGGGUCAUCCGGAUAUGUCUGUGUUUGACGUCACCGCGUGUUACUCCAACCAGGCCAGCCUCCAGUUCAAGGUCAGAUUCCCAGGUGCAUACAAACCCUAUACAGACCUACAGAUUCGACAAGGGGCGCACAACAUAUUUGCACUCAAUGCAAACGUGUCCAACAUCCGGAUACAGAACGUUCAACUUGAGAACGACAACUCCAAUGUUUACGUUUCGGCCACAAUGCUGGACAGAUCGCCGCCAUCUUCUCAGUUUACAUUGGUGGCGCAGAAGUCAAUCGAGCGCCAUGGAGACCAGACGUACGGAUACGUGGCUAAUGUCAAGGACUGCGCUCGGUACUGUAUCAACAAUGUCAACUUCGUGUGUAACAGUUACGAGUGGUGUAGUGGCGACACCGAUAACAACUGUCGACUCAGCAAACGCCACAUCGGGGACGGAUCUGUCCUGCACGAGAGCACGUGCGAUCACUAUUCUAGAACGGUAACAGGCCCGAUGGUUCAGGAAAUUGAUGUUUUUAGAGCUUACAAUAACCUGCGACAGGCUGUGUAUAAUAACAUGCUGCAGAUACCAGCUUAUGAGGCUGACCUGACGACCACUUACUACAAUGCAGUAGAAAUUGAAAUUAUUUUUGGAUGGUUAUCCUCGGAUCCUUUUCCCGCAGUGGAUAGCCAGUUCUCCUACCUCCUGGAAAUCGUUGUCCCGGAUGUUCAGAUGGCCUACGAAGCACGCAUUUGGUACGACUACAAUUACAAACUAGUGCGUUACGACAUGGCUACUUCGCCGCCUGGCGGGAAAUUCAAAACAGGAAAUCCAAUGUCGUAUAUAAACGAUUUUAACACAGGUCUUGCCUACACAAUUGACAGGACGUUUGGAAACUGUAGCAUCACUCCUGUAGCCAGCAGCACGUUCGAUUCCAACCCUAACAGGAAGGAUGCUCUGAAGAAUGGUGCGUACGUCGUACAGAUGAAAAAUCCGCUGGACUUCUUUGAUGUCAACAACGUGUAUAAAUAUUCGGGACAGAAAACCAUUCGAGGAAUUCUGUGUAUAAUUUUUGAGACUAUCACUGAUGAAUUCAAACUACAGGGCGUCUCAACAAAGUUUACCAGUCGUCUCCAGUUCUUCUUCGCCUACGACACCUGGAAGACGACACCAUCUGGCAGCAAUAUCCCGGUACAAUCUCAGCCAAUACGAAUGGACGUCUCGUCAGAGGAAAUCGGUUUAUUCCUCACCUACAACUUUUUCGACUUUAACUUACAAGAUCCAGAUCUGACCAAUUUUGAUAUCACCCCUUGCUUCGGAGGAACAGAGAAACGAGAGUUCCUAAUACGAUUUCCUGGUUCAUAUCAUCCUGUUCUAGAUGCUAAUGUGAAGGUUUUUCUGAAGAAAGCACAGACUCUGCUGGCACAGGCGUCCAUGGCUUCACCCAUUCGAUUUCAACGAACGGAAGUGACGUACGACGCUAACUAUGUAAAACUCAUAGGAACGGUUGUCAACAUUGCUCCUUUCAUUGUUGACUUCACUAAGACUUCUUCCAAAGCUAAUCCUCACAAGACUGAUGCCACUUACAGCAAUGUCAUGUCGGACAAGGAUUGCGCCACCUAUUGUCGAGUAGAGAGUAAUUUCCCCUGUGAGAGUUUUGACUACUGCAGCGCGUCCUCUACCUGUCUGCUCAGUAAGGAACACGUGGACGACGGCCCAGCCCUCUCAUCCAGUAGCACAUGCGAUCACUACUCACGUACCGUGAAUAGCACAGAUGCAGUGCAGCCAAGUAUCGACGCUAUCAUGGUCAAGCUGAAUGACGUUAUCUAUAAGGGACUAUUCCAGAUACCUAUCCUGGAAGGCGGCAAUACAACGAUUUUUAUCGCUGACCAAAUAAGGGACAAUUUAGUGAGAGCGAGCAGAUAUCCGACAUCAAGUCAGGUACUCAGUCACUUUAAUUUGACAGAAAACAACAUCCUGAUAGUGAAGAACAGCGGCUAUGUGGCCGGAAUAUCUGUAGACGAGUGUGCCGACGCCUGCCUGACAGAAAUGUCGUUCGACUGUCUGUCCUUUGACUUCUGCUACAAGCAAGGGGACUGCCUGCUGUACAAAGCGCAUCCCGACGCCCAGAAUACCACUCUUACGCAUCAUGACUUCUGUGACGUAUAUUCACGUAAUUACCUAGAUAGGUAUACCUCUAGCCCUGGGAUGGUAGUAUCGGUCACGGCGGACAAAGAGCUGGACAAAGUCAACUCGGACAAUUUGUGCGCCAAACAAUGUUCAGAGUAUAGCGGGUUCCCUUGCAAGUCUUUCGAAUACUGCUCCAACACCAAGACGUGUCGCCUGAUGAAGAAACACCAACUGGACUUCCCCGCCAGCUCCCUCGUCACCAGUCCAACGUGUUCCUUUUACACCAGAAACUACAUAGAUGACUUUCAGAAAAAGUCACGGUCCACUAUGACGUUUGGGAAGACCCUGGACUACACUGAUGUGACGGCGGAUGACUGUGCCAAGCUUUGCGUCACUACAGAGGCUACCAACUGUCAGAGCUUCGCCUUCUGUAAUACAACUCAACUGUGUCGACUGACAAGUAAUCGUCCUCUCAAGAAGGGUGGCAAGGUCACGCAUGACGUCUGUGACCUUUACAUUAGAAAGUACUUCUCAACCGGUCAUUCGCAGGCUAGCACAGGGAAUGCUCAGACAGCUGGCAAUAAGAGUUCAAACACGGGCUAUAGUGCAGGCGCCAUGGCUGGUGUAGGCAUUGGACUGUUCCUUCCCGGUCUUCUGAUCGGGGCCCUCGUUACAUUCUACUUCCGGCGGAAACACGACCAGUCUCUGGAGGCACUGGACAUGCAGCAGAUAGUCAAAGACUGAUAUGAUGUUUAGGCGGAUUUUGAUUUCAUAUAUUCCAUGAGACUUCUUCCGAAUCACGUGAUAUCUAGUUCGAGAGAGCGUUUGACGCACGAGACGUGUGAAAGACUGUUAUAGUCUCGUAUUAUGUGGAAAACGUUAUGUUCCGAACCUCUAAAUGGAAGUGAAUACCUCAUCAUUCUUUUUCAAAAUUUUCACUAAAUGUUUUGUUUGUAUUUUUUCUAUAACAUCGAUAUAUCAAACACAUAGUGUCAGACAGAAUGUUUCAGUUUCAAAAAACAUUUGGGAAAGAAUCACUUUUGAUAAAUGACAUUUCUAUUUUCGGUGUUAUUUUCAUAAACGCUUACAUGAUAUUUAAUGCAAAGAUGUAUAUGUAUUGAGACUGAACGUCUCAGUUCCAUUUCAGGUGUACUUUAAAUCAACAUUUAAAAUGUCAGUUUGAAAGUAAAAAAAAGUCUUUUUGGGAAGAAUAUAUAUUCGAACAUUAUAUUGACACUUUCUAUAAAACAACCUACAGAAUACUUGAUUUUAUCGUAAAAAUACUAAUAUCAUUCCGUUUGUUUAAAAAAAUCAUAUGAAUUCAGCUUUAAAAUGAUACAAACGAUUUUGGUUUCUAUAUGCAAUGUUCUUAAUCAGUGUAUAAACAUUUACUUGUAAUAUUUGGUACAUUAAAAUUUUAUUUAGAAAGUAAUUUUUUUUUUAUCUCGACCACAUAUUUUCAAGCAGAUAUUAGAAGAAUACAACCGUUGUAUUUAGACAUUAUUGGCAUUAAUAAGUUUCAUUCCAGUAUUAUUCAUUGUUUCUAAUACUUAUCUAUUUCUGUAACAUGUUCAGUGCUGUUUGUGUUCACUGUUGACGUAAGAUGCUGUCAGCCCUAUGUCUCUCAUGUAAAACGUGCAAUAUGUCUUUUCAUCAAGACAAUGAGUCCAACGCUUGUUCAGGCAAGAGUUAGAUCCUUGGUAGAUGCUUCAAUAUUUAUUUCUACGUUGUUUCACGGUCAUUUUCAUUAAUAGUUGUGUUUGUUUAACAUAUAAAACUGUUUACUAUUGA
Mizuhopecten yessoensis (Yesso scallop) is the source of this 5354-nucleotide messenger RNA. RefSeq lists its product as uncharacterized. The coding region runs from base 108 to 4307 and encodes 1399 amino acids. NCBI's taxonomy places the organism in Eukaryota, Metazoa, Mollusca, Bivalvia, Pectinida, Pectinidae. The record is from RefSeq and is a predicted model, not a curated record. The transcript is spliced from 31 exons.